AUAAAUAGUAGAUGUAUCACCUAAGACGGUCAUAAGUAGUGAAAAUGUAUACAGAUAAAUUAUUGUUAGUGUUUAUGUUCAGUGCACUCAAUGCACAGUUUUCACAAACGAAAUAUUUUUUGGAAACAGAAUACAUAGAAGUCCCUCUGAAUCACUUUGCGCCAAGUGAAGAACCGAAUGUUUUUAAAUUGAGAUAUUUAAUAAACGCCGAAUAUUAUGAUGAAACAGGACCAAUAUUUAUUUAUAUAGGGGGGAAAGGAGAUAUUUUCGUUCAAGCUCAAAAUUCUGGUUUCAUGUUCGACAUUGCACCCAUCUUCAAUGCUCUUCUGAUUUUCGUAGAACAUAGAUACUAUGGACAAUCGCUGCCAUUUGGAAACGAUUCAUUUUCUUCUUUGAAACAGUUGAAAUAUUUAUCCACCGCUCAAGCGUUAGCAGAUUUUGCUUUUGUAAGCAAGUAUUUAAAAACGACCCUUUCUGAAACUGACGAUCGUCAGCCAACAGUUGUAGCAUAUGGUGCAUCAUACGGUGGAAUGUUAGCAGCCUGGCUAAGAAUGAAAUAUCCUUAUUUGGUCACUGGUACCAUUGCAUCUUCGGCUCCUAUGUUUGAUUUUCCAGGAUUGACAAAGUGCGAUACGUUUUACGAGAAAAUUACACAAGUUUAUGCUGAAUAUGGCGGUGAGGAAUGUGUGGAAAUGAUUAAACGAGGUUGGGAUGUCAUCAUGGCUUCAUCCAAAACAAAAAUAGGUAGACGCGUCUUCUCGGAAUUGAAAAUAUGUUCAAAAAUUGAAACCAGCAAGGACGUUGAAAAAUUAUUAAAUUGGUUACAGAAUAUCCACGUAAAUAUGGCAAUGGCAAAUUAUAAUUAUCCAACAAAUGUGUAUACUCCCUUACCAGCGUACCCUGUGAAAGUUUUCUGCGAUAAACUCACUUCUUAUUACGAAAUCAGUAACAAAAGUUUCAUACAACAUUAUAGUCGUGCUUUAGAGUUCUAUACCAAUUAUACUGGAAAUAGUUUGUGCAAUAAUAUUAACAAUGAAAACGAGGAUUUGACAGAAAUUGCUUGGAACUUUCAAACAUGCACAGAACUGAUAAGCCCCAGAUGCUCAACGGAAAACGAUAUGUUUGUUACAAAUCCUUGGGAUUAUGAAGAAUACGCCCAAAACUGCAAUGCAAGAUUUGGGGUUAAAGAUGUUCGACCAGAAGGGGCUAUACUGGCUUAUGGAGGAAAAGAUUUGAAGUAUUAUUCCAAUAUAAUUUUCAGUAACGGUGAAAUGGAACCAUGGUCAAGUGCUACCGUUUCAGACAACGUAUCUGAUUCAAUAUUUUCUAUUAAAAUUCCCGAUGCUACAAACCAACUGGAUUUAAGAAAAUUUGAUCCUACCGAUAAUAUAUAUGUUGCGGAGACUAGGAAAUUUCAUAUUCACACCAUCACGCAAUGGUUAGAGAAUGAACACUAAUAAUUUAAUAAUUUUAUUUCAGUUUUUGAUGGUCUUAGGUUUUAGUUGUUUAAACAAAACUACAGUUUUAGUUAUUUGUAAAGCUUUGCGGCACUUGUUUGUAUCAGCUUCAGUACUA
Molecule: messenger RNA, 1575 nt
Organism: Psylliodes chrysocephalus
Lineage: Eukaryota; Metazoa; Arthropoda; Insecta; Coleoptera; Chrysomelidae
Source: the annotation of a GenBank genome assembly